This is a messenger RNA of Urocitellus parryii (Arctic ground squirrel), 1379 nucleotides long. The record is from RefSeq and is a predicted model, not a curated record. NCBI's taxonomy places the organism in Eukaryota, Metazoa, Chordata, Mammalia, Rodentia, Sciuridae.
GGGCCCGAUAGGCUAGACCCUGCCGGCCAGCCUGAGGGAGUGGAGGGACGCGGGGCCCCGCGCCUGUAGCGCUGGAUCCGGGCGUUAGUCACCUGGGUGUCUGAAGCCUCCGCGUCGCUGAGACAGGACUGGGGACUUAUCAGUGACAGUGAGAGCCUGGGCAACAUGAGAGAUUGGACAGCUCACUACACUGGAGAAUUUAUUGUUAGGAGAAUUAAUCCCCAAAGAGACUGAAGUGAGUCCCAGGAUGGCCAAAGAGGAGCCCACCAGUACCUUAAAGGACUUGCAGGAGCUGCAGAAGAAGCUGUCUUUGCUGCUAGAGUCCUUCCAGAAUAACUCAAAGGUGGUUGCCUUCAUGAAGUCUCCGGUGGGUCAGUACUUGGACAGGCAUCCCUUUCUGGCCCUCACUUUGCUGGUGUUCAUUGCUGUGUCGGCUGUACCUGUUGGGUUCUUCCUGCUCCUGGUGGUGUUCACCUCCUUGGCUGCUCUCGUGGGGGUCAUCUUGCUGGAAGGACUAGUCAUCUCUGUGGGUGGCCUUUCACUGCUUUGUGUCCUCUGUGGCUUGGGCUUUGUAUCAGUCGCAUUGUCGGGGACAAUCAUGGUGUCCUACAUGGUGGUGUCCAGCCUCAUCAGCUUCUGGUUUUCUCCCAGGCUGCUGAUACAGCAGAACCCCAGCACCGACUGUCAGUUGGCUAUGAAGGCCGCAGACUUCGAGGGGCUCUACCAGGAGUGACCAGCCAACUGGAACCAGGCUUUCCUCCCGCAUCUCCAGAAAGCUGUUGGUCACACUCGUCCACUGGGAUUAUGGCCUAGGAAGACACUCAGGCACCCUGUGGCUGGGUCCCCUGGCCUUUCCACUCACUAUGUGUAAAAUCCUGUUGUGGACAGCAUGGCUUCUCCCUGCCCUACGCUCUCCACGUGUGCAGCUUGACCUUGGCAGGGAUCUGGGCCUCCAGAGCCUAGGGCUUAUGUCCAGGGCCCCAGUUGGGGGUAAUAGUGAAUUGUUUUUUAGGGUGUUUAUUUGUUUAUUUUUUGAGGGUAGUUGUUUUUCACUCAUUUGAAAUGAGAUAAGGAGGAAAAAAUAUCCAAAAUAGAACCAGCUUAUCUGCCUUAUUUGUUUUUUAUCAGAAAGAACAGCAACAAUUGGGAAUAGGGUUCACUCAGAGUUGGAAGAAUCCAUACUUUGUGGCCAGGAGUCUUUUUGAAAACGUCUAAAGGUGUGGUUUCCAUUGUUACUGUUGAAUGCUGUUAAGUGCCAUUGACCUUUUACAUAUUUGCACUUGGUACUUUUGUAUUAUUUUAAAGAACUUGUCCUAUUCAGCCAUUUCUUAAAAAAAAAAAAGUGAAAGGACUACAAAGUAAAAAUAAAAUAUCCUGUG